GCUCAAUUCUGGAAUUUUUUGGUUAAUUAUUCAACUUUCGACAUCUUUUUUAUAUCAAGCCAUUCACCUACAAAUCUUGAAAAGAAUAAAGAAUACAUCGCUUUUUAGACUAAUAAUUGACUGGCCCAUCACAUGCCGGGUAAAUUCAGAGGGGGUGGCCGUCGUGGAGGCCCUCCUAGAGGAAGGGGAGGUGGCAGAGGUGGUGGACGAAGUGGAAGAGGAAGAGGAAAGAGAGGGUUUGGAGGUGCUCCUAGGUUUGACAGUCAAAGACUUGCAGAGAUCGAGGACUCAGACAGUGAGGCAUCCGGAGAGGAACAGCUUUCACCAGACGAGGAGUCUCAGGAUGAAGAUUCUGGGUCAGAAGAGGAAGAGGAGCCAGCACCUAGCAGGCCCUACUUUGCUUUGAUGCAGAGUUUAUCAAAGGAAUCAUCUGCUCCUAGUUCUAAGAGGAGAAAACUUGACCAUCAGUCCGAAGAAACUCAGUCAAGCGCAAAGCCUGAGCAACCAAAGGUCAUUGAAGUAAACGAGGAUGAAAAUAAGGACAUCGACCAUGUAGAGGAAGCGGAGGAGGGACCAGAAGAUGAGAUAAUAGGAGAUGAGGACGAUGAGGAUGAUAUUCCAGACUCGUCCGACCCAUUUGAGACUCAUUUCGUCAGUCCAAGCCAAGACGAAUUACCAAAACGCCUCAAAGCUAUUCAAGCAAACGAAUAUAGCCAAACACACUCGGAACACGAUGGCUGGAGGAUAAUAAGAAACCUUCCUGGCAAAGGCCUAGCCAACCCAGCACCACUCCCGCCUCCUAUAUCCGGACCAUCCAGUUUAAACCUUAAACAAAGGCUUGUCGAGACGAUCAAUCGAAAACGACCAACUUUCGACAAGUUAGAACAAGUCCUCUACCCAUUGACUUUCGCCUAUAAUGAUCUUCUAUUUUGCGGGCGUACGACUAAGAAUGCCGAGAACUUGCGACGAAUGACAUGUCUCCAUAGUGUAAAUCAUGUCUUCAAGACUCGUGAUCGAGUUAUCAAGAAUAAUGCGAAGCUCUCGAAAGAGGGUGAGAACAGCGACUUCGAGCCGAGAGAUCAGGGCUUCACGAGACCUAAAGUCCUGAUGAUACUACCGACUCGCAACUCAGCCGUCAAGAUGGUUAAUACUAUCUGCUCCCUAUGCGAGCCAGAGCAGCAAGAGAAUAGAAAACGCUUCGACGAGUCAUAUAUCGACAAGGAGGCCAAGUUCGCAUCAGAUCGUCCCGAAGACUUCCGAGAACUCUUUGAAGGGAACGACGACGACAUGUUCCGCAUCGGCAUCAAAUUCACCCGGAAAACCAUCAAAUACUUCUCACAAUUCUACAACUCCGACAUCCUCAUAGCCUCCCCCUUAGGGCUGCGCAUGGCGAUAGGAUCGGAAGAGGACAAGAAGGAGAAGAAGGUCGACUUCGACUUCCUCAGCUCGAUCGAGAUCGUCGUCGUCGACCAGGCCGACGCGCUGCUCAUGCAGAACUGGGAGCACGUCGAGUACGUGUUCGAGCACCUCAACCUGCAGCCGCGCGAGGCGCACGACUGCGACUUCAGCCGCGUCCGCGAGUGGUACCUCGAGAGCCAGGCCCCGCACUUCCGCCAGACCGUCCUGCUCUCCGCCUUCAACACGCCCGAGCUCGCGGAGCUGCACCGCCGGUACGGGACGAACUGGGCCGGGCGCCUGCGCGUGCAGCCCGAAGCGUACGGAGGCGCGAUAGAAGAGCUAGGGGGCUUGGUCAAGGCCAAGCAGACGUUCUCGCGCUUCGAGGCGCCGAACGUGGCUGGCGAGCCCGACGCCAGGUUCGAGUACUUCACGAGCGCCGUGGUGCCCUCGCUGACGAAGAGGGGGCGCGAUUUAAGCGGUACCCUGGUGUUCGUGCCGUCGUACUUAGACUUCGUGCGCGUGCGCAAUUACUUCGCGACGAACCCCGCCUGCGCGAACGUCACGUUCGGCGCUGUCAGCGAGUAUGCGGGUGUGCCUGAGGCGUCUAGGGCGAGGUCCCAUUUUCUGAAUGGCAGGCACCAGGUCCUGCUAUACACGGAGCGGGCGCACCAUUUCCGCCGCUACGCGAUCCGGGGCGUGAGGAGAGUGGUUAUGUACGGGUUGCCUGAUAACCCGACUUUUUACAAGGAGAUCGUGGGAGGGUACUUGAGCAAAAGCGAGCAGGACUUGAAGAUUGAGCCGGGGCAGGGGAGCGUGAGGGUGCUUUUCUCGAAGUACGAUUUGUUGAGGCUGGAGAGGGUUGUGGGGAGCAAGAGGGUUGGAAAGAUGAUUAGGGAUAGGGGGGAUACGUUUGAUUUUAUAUGAUGUGGAAAUAAGGUAAUCAGAGGCAAUGCAAAUGAAUGGAGAAUGGAGCAUUCACGGGUGUUAGCGAGUAUAGUUGUGAAUUAUUCUUUUGUUCGUAUGGGCUGUAGUAUUGGUACAUAUUUCGUACAGCACCUCCUAUGUUCAAGCCAGGCCAUUCGACCGU
Molecule: messenger RNA, 2485 nt
Organism: Annulohypoxylon truncatum
Lineage: Eukaryota; Fungi; Ascomycota; Sordariomycetes; Xylariales; Hypoxylaceae
Product: DUF1253-domain-containing protein
Exons: 3
Coding region: 133-2322 (729 amino acids)
Biological process (GO): maturation of SSU-rRNA from tricistronic rRNA transcript (SSU-rRNA, 5.8S rRNA, LSU-rRNA)
Cellular component (GO): nucleolus; small-subunit processome
Molecular function (GO): rRNA binding; U3 snoRNA binding
Source: RefSeq, a predicted model, not a curated record